UUCAGUCCUACUGUAAACUUAUCGGACAAGUGCAUGAAGUCAGUUCCAUGCCAGAGCUGUUAAAUAUGUCAAGAGAGCUGAGUGAGUUGAAGAAAAAUCUUAAGGAUGCUACUGCUGCAAUCGCAGCUGAGCCUCUGACGACAGAAUCUGAGCCCACAUUCAAUUCUACAGAAGCAGCUAUUCAGUCCAUGCUGGAAUGUCUGAAAAACAAUGAACUUGUUAAAGCUGUCCGACAAAUAAGAGAAUGCAGGAUUUUGUGGCCCAAUGAUAUCUUUGGAAGUAGCUCUGACGACGAAGUCCAGACACUGCUGAACAUUUACUUCCGGCACCAAACCUUGGGUCAGACGGGCACCUACGCACUGGUGGGCUCCAACCAGAGCCUGACUGAAAUCUGUACCAAAUUAAUGGAACUGAAUAUAGAGAUCCGUGACAUGAUUCGCAGAGCUCAGAGUUACCGGGUCAUCAAUACUUUUCUUCCAGACUCCAGCGUUUCCGGCACAAGUCUCUGACAGGACUCUGGUGUCCUCUCUCAAGCUGGGAGUGCUGCCCUGUUGGAGUGAGGUGGCUCAAUGUCUUCUCAGCCUUACAAAGGUUUGGUCAAACUGUACUCACUCUUGUUACAUUUAGGAUUUCUUCUAAAAAGAUACGGGCUGAACUUCAAAUGUGUAGCAAUACUGUAAGGACAAAGGUAGCAUAGAGCAUUUGGGACAACAUCCUUUGUUCUCUGUUGCACAAAAAUCAGCAUUUCACUGAGCAACUGCAACUCACUACUGAAGAAGUGACUUCCAUUGCAUACCAAAGCCUACUACACUGAACAAUACUUCCUUUAUAGCAAAUUAAUUUUAGGUUGGCAGAAGUGCAAUGUUUCCUCACAAAAUAAUAUUUUUUGUUAAAAAAAAACCUUGUACAUUUUUUUCCUUUUUUUCUCCUAUUUGGUUGAGUGAAAGAUGGGCAGAAUGAAGCUGGCCACAGAAUCUCGCAAACUGUUUGGUCAAAAGCUGAGAGCCUGUGUAUAUGAAACAAAUCGUAAAUGGACUACAGUUCAAUGUACACUGCAAUUUGAAUA
Messenger RNA from Pterocles gutturalis (yellow-throated sandgrouse), 1066 nucleotides. RefSeq names its product protein furry homolog. Lineage: Eukaryota; Metazoa; Chordata; Aves; Pterocliformes; Pteroclidae. The transcript has 3 exons. The coding region runs from base 48 to 509 and encodes 153 amino acids. The record is from RefSeq and is a predicted model, not a curated record.